Molecule: messenger RNA, 1680 nt
Organism: Cokeromyces recurvatus
Lineage: Eukaryota; Fungi; Mucoromycota; Mucoromycetes; Mucorales; Mucoraceae
Product: P-loop containing nucleoside triphosphate hydrolase protein
Exons: 4
Coding region: 1-1680 (559 amino acids)
Biological process (GO): maturation of SSU-rRNA
Molecular function (GO): nucleic acid binding; ATP binding; RNA helicase activity
Source: RefSeq, a predicted model, not a curated record
AUGGAUCUUUUUCAUUUAUUAAGUAGUGGAUCUCGAUUUGAUAAAAAUCGAUUCAAAAAUGAUGUCAAAAUAUUUGAAGGAGAAAAAGAAACUAAUCAAAAACAAUCAAAACAAAAAAACGCAGCAGCUGUUGAUCCCAACGUUCGUUCUCAGUUACUUGAUGAAAUCGAUUUUUUCAAAACCACACAUACCGUUGUUAAUCAAAAGCAAGAUAAGAAAUCAACAAAGGAAAAAGAAGAAGUUGAAGAAGACAAAGAAGAAACUGAUGAUGAUGAAAGCGUUGAUGAAGUUCAAAAUAAAACAAAUGAAUCAAAUACUAUUUUUAGCACUGUAAAAGAAGCUAAAGAAUUUAGAAAGCAACAAAGAAUAAAAGUCUAUGGUACAGAUACACCUAAUCCGUUUAGAACAUUUGAAGAUCUUGCUUCUCCAGCAUAUAAUUUGAAUCCUAUUCUUUAUAAUAAUUUGAUGAAUGCUAAAUAUUUAACACCUACACCUGUUCAGAUGCAAUCUAUUCCAAUCAUGUUAAAGGGCCGUGAUUUAAUGUCUUGCGCACCUACCGGUUCCGGUAAAACUUUAGCUUACUUAUUGCCCAUUUUACAAGAUUUAAAGGAGCCGGUAAAGAAAAUAAGUUACCGUGCAUUAAUUAUUGCUCCUACUAGAGAAUUAGCUCAACAAAUUGCACGUGAAGCUAAUUAUUUAAGUCAAGGCACUAAACUUCGUAUUCAUGUUUUGACAAAGGCAACAGCAGCAGAUAAAUCCCAAAGAGCUGAUUCUAAGCAAAAAUAUGAUAUGUUGAUCACUACACCUUUAAGAUUAGUUUAUGCCAUUAAAGAAAAGGAAGUUGAUUUAAGUUCUGUUAAACAUCUUGUACUUGAUGAAGCAGAUAAAUUAUUAGAACGAGGAUUUUUAGAACAAACGGAUGAGAUUUUUGCUGCCUGUUCAUCCACUACAAUUCAAAAAUGUAUGUUUAGUGCUACAUUUUCAUCUCAUGUAGAAGAUCUUGCAAACUCAGUAAUGAAAAAUCCCCUUCGCAUUGUUAUUGGUGCAAGAAAUGCUGCUACAGACACAAUUAAACAACAACUCUUAUUCACUGGUACUGAAGCAGGAAAGAUGAUUGCUUUACGUCAAUUAAUUCAAAGAGGCAUUAAGCCACCUAUUUUGAUCUUUGUUCAAUCUAUUGAACGAGCUAAGGAACUUUUCCAUGAAUUAAUUUUUGAUGGUAUCAAUGUCGAAGUGAUUCACUCAGAUAGAACAAAGGCACAACGUGACACUAUUAUCAAUCAAUUCCGUGUGGGUAAAAUAUGGGUUUUAAUUGCAACAGAAUUAAUGGCUCGUGGUUUAGAUUUUAAGGGUGUAAAUUUAGUUAUCAAUUAUGACUUCCCUCAAACUAUUGCCAGCUAUAUCCAUAGAAUUGGUCGUACAGGUCGUGCAGGACGUGAGGGUGAAGCUAUUACAUAUUAUACACAAGAAGAUAUACCGUAUAUGAAGGGUGUUGUGAAUGUGAUGAAAGAGUCUGGCUGUGAUGUUCCUGAUUGGAUGUUAAAUCUUAAGGGUGCAACUUAUAGUCAAAAACGAAAAUUGAAAAAGGGACUUGAGCGUGAAACGAUUGAUAGUACACCUAAAUAUGACAAACGUCAACAAAAAGAAAGAAGUAAGAUCCAAGUAGACACAUAUAUAUAA